UGUAUUUAUUACUAAAUGAACAUCUGGUGCUCUUACAGUAAAGUACUGCAUAUGAUUAACUGUAAAGUUCAAUUAUAACUCGCCUAAACUAAAUCUGGCAUCUCAACAUCUUGUAUCCUAUUUGUUCUUCAAAGUCUUUCUGGGAGCAUUAGGUGUAUUUGUAAAUAUCUUAAUGUUGCCCCAUUUUUGCUCUGUAUCUCAUUUUAAUUCAUUUGUUUGCAGAGAUGAACCUGGAUGAAGACGGUGGUCUGUCGGGCAGUUGCGGCAACGGCAAGCUGAGGCAGUGGCUCAUAGAGCAGAUUGACAGCAGGAGAUAUCCUGGCCUGGUUUGGGAAAAUGAGGAAAAAACCAUCUUUAGGAUUCCAUGGAAACAUGCAGGAAAACAGGACUACAACAGAGAGGAGGAUGCUGCACUCUUUAAGGCUUGGGCGUUGUUCAAGGGAAAGUUUAAGGAAGGAGUUGACAAACCUGAYCCCCCCACAUGGAAAACCAGACUACGCUGUGCCCUUAACAAGAGCAACGACUUUGAUGAAAUAGUGGAAAGAAGCCAACUGGACAUCUCAGAGCCGUACAAAGUUUACAGAAUCAUCCCAGAGGGGACCAAAAAGGGUAUGAAGAUGAACCGUGUGGAGGAGACACCGUCUCACCCGCUUGGAUACGUUCCACCAUAUGCGUCACUUCACAACCAGGUACCCAGCUUUGUUGUUUCUCCAGAAAGAAGGGACUGGAGAGAUUACCACGCACCAUCAGAGCAACAUUCUCUUCCUAAUGCAAACCACCAUGGACAACACACAGACCUGCCAUAUGGUCAGUGCCACUACCAGUCGCCAAUCAGCCGAGUCUGGCCCAGUUCGCACACAGAAAAUGGUUUCCAGCUCUCAUUCCACACAUACUUUUCAGAGUCUCAGCCACCAAUGUAUACAAUGGACCACAACAAUGCCAUAUCAGAUUUCAGCCUCCACGUGUCCCUUUACUACAGAGAAACACUGGUGAAGGAAGUCACUGUCACCACUCCAGAAGGUUGUCGGAUUACCUCCACCUCCCCGUCUUCUCCCUCCUCUUCCUCCUCCUCUUCUCCAUGCUCAGAGGACAGAUUCCACAGCGGCGCAGAAGUCGUUCUUUUUCCGUCCCCCUACCCCGAGUCUCAGAGGCAAGGAGCCGAGCUGCUUCCCAACAUCCUGGAGAAAGGGGUGCUCCUGUGGCUGACAGCCGACGGGCUGUAUGCCAAGCGCUUGUGUCAGGGACGGGUGUACUGGGAAGGACCGCUGGCUCCGUAUGUGGACAAGCCCAACAAGCUGGAGAAGGAGCAACCGUGCAAACUGUUUGAUACCCAUCAGUUUCUUGUUGAUCUGCAAGAUUUUGUCCAUAAUGGUCGUCACAUACCACGACACCAGGUGGUCCUUUGCUUUGGAGACGAAUAUCCAGACCCACAACGCCCCAGGAAGCUCAUCACAGCGCAGAUAGAGCCAAUGUUUGCCAAGAAACUGGUCUACUAUUACCAACAGAACACUGGGCACUACCUGAGAGCCUACGAUCACAUUCAGGAACCAAACACCGCUCCCGCUAUUGACUAUCCUCCUCAGAGACCCAUACAGCAUAUUCAGGAGUGAAAAGCAAGCCAAAAAUGCCAACUCGCCACACAAUCUCAUAAGCAGGAAUGGUAUUAAUGUGAAUGUAAAGCUGUGAAUUUGUAUUGUGCCUUAAUAUUGCUACAGCCAUGUGUACUGUAAAUGAUUAAUUUAGGCACUGAGGGGUUGAGAUGGGAAAGACCCUGUAAGAUUUUACAUGCUUGUUGUAUCGGGGACUGGGUAGUAAGAGUUUUUUUUUUUUUUUUUUCUUCUUCAGCAAAUAUUAUUGUGACACUGUGAAGGAUGCGGUUUGAGGGUGGGGGAGAUGAGCGGAGCGGAGGGCAAACUGAGACAGGAAGUACUAGCACAGGUGCACAGGAAGAAUGGCCCCUAAGACAAACAUUGAUACGUCUGUGAGAUAAGCCAGUGUGAAUGAAUACUUUUUUGCAGCCAACAGUAAUUCUUUCUUCUUCUUCUUUUUUUUUUUUUUUUUUUAAACUGGCACUGAGGACAGUUUCUGGUUAUCCACUCUUAAUGCAGCUCAUUUACUUUAUAGUCUACAAUACUUGACAUGCAAAAUAAAGAAAGACGACAAAAGACAUCCUUACAGAAAAAAGAUAACUUACAACAGUGAUUGGUUCUAAGGCAGGUUUUUUUUUUUUGUUGUUGUUUUGUUUUUAUGUGUGAUUAGCACAUCUCUUGUUUAUUUUGGCCUUUUUACUGCUCUGUUCCUUGUGAAAUAUUGUAUAGUUUAACUUCUUCAAGCGUAGUAAUAAAUAUUUUCAAAAACAG
Molecule: messenger RNA, 2360 nt
Organism: Poecilia reticulata (guppy)
Lineage: Eukaryota; Metazoa; Chordata; Actinopteri; Cyprinodontiformes; Poeciliidae
Source: RefSeq, a predicted model, not a curated record